Molecule: messenger RNA, 603 nt
Organism: Acanthaster planci (crown-of-thorns starfish)
Lineage: Eukaryota; Metazoa; Echinodermata; Asteroidea; Valvatida; Acanthasteridae
Biological process (GO): cGMP biosynthetic process; receptor guanylyl cyclase signaling pathway; intracellular signal transduction
Cellular component (GO): plasma membrane
Molecular function (GO): peptide receptor activity; guanylate cyclase activity; adenylate cyclase activity
Source: RefSeq, a predicted model, not a curated record
CGUAUCUGCUCGGAGAGUACCCCUUUGCAGGUGGUUGAGAUGCUGAACAAUGUGUACACCAACUUCGACAGUCGCAUUGACAAAUAUGAUGUGUACAAGGUGGAAACAAUCGGAGACGCAUACAUGGUGGUCUCGGGUUUGCCACAACGCAAUGGUAACAAGCACGCUAGCGAGAUAGCGUGCAUGGCUCUGGACUUGCAGAAGUGCAUUGAGGAACUGGUCAUCCCGCAUAAACCUGGUACUAAGAUGACUCUUCGUAUUGGAAUGCACACAGGUCCUGUUGUUGCUGGUAUUGUCGGAUCUAAGAUGCCCCGGUACUGUCUAUUUGGUGAAAGUGUAAAUAUUGCAGCAAAGAUGGAAUCAAAUGGACUCCCAAAUCGUAUCCAAGUAAGUGAGGACUGCGCACACAUCUUAACCAUCAUCAACAGCUUUUCUAUGGCCAAAAGAGGAGAGAUGCUUAUCAAGGGACGUGGCACCAUGAUUACCUAUUGGCUGCUGGGCUGUGUUCAAGAUGCAGAUGGUAAUGGCUUUAAUACUAAUCGUCAAGAUUUGAACCUCCACGUGCCCGAAUUACCUCACCCUGCCAUCCUGGACAGCGACUAA